Eufriesea mexicana is the source of this 6791-nucleotide messenger RNA. It is a transcript of the gene Nipped-B, whose product is annotated as Nipped-B cohesin loading factor. NCBI's taxonomy places the organism in Eukaryota, Metazoa, Arthropoda, Insecta, Hymenoptera, Apidae. The transcript has a single exon. Gene Ontology annotation, biological process: replication-born double-strand break repair via sister chromatid exchange; regulation of gene expression; establishment of mitotic sister chromatid cohesion. Bases 57 to 6611 code for a protein of 2184 amino acids. The record is from RefSeq and is a predicted model, not a curated record. Gene Ontology annotation, cellular component: Scc2-Scc4 cohesin loading complex. Gene Ontology annotation, molecular function: chromatin binding; cohesin loader activity.
GUGAAUAAGACUUUUUCUAAUAUGUCAGUGCAGUGUUUGUUACAUUGGAUAAUUCUAUGAACCUCAGAGUACAUGUAAGGACAUUGGACCUAAUUUUAAUAAUAUUUUUUGUCCAGGCUGUAAUGCCAGAACAAGUCAAAUUCAAGAUGAACGGGGUUAUACCGAGUGUGCCAAUCACAACUCUCGCUGGUAUCGCGAGUCUCACUGACUUGUUACCUGAAAUGCCCCUUCCAACACCGCUGCCUCAGACUUUAACUAACAAGUCACUUUUAUUUCAUCCAAGAGUGGCAGAGGAAGCACAAAUAUUGCUAAGUGUUCGCAAUGAAAAUUUAGUGCCGCAGUUAAUAUUGUCUUUAUCUCAAACUUCAUCCGAUCAUAUUGAACUGAAAGAUAAUUAUGCAAAUGCAGAACAGCCUUUGGAAACCGAGCAAAAUACUCCGGAAUUACUUAAAGCAAUUUUACAAAUAAAUCCGCAUGUGUUUAAGGGGCCUCAAUACAAUUCUCCACGAAACUGGGCCCAAGGCACACCUAUGAUGCAUACCAACCAAACAUCCACUAAUUAUGGACGAUUUUCACCAUCCUAUUCAAGUUCUUCAGGGUCGAGACAAACACCUCAAGGUAGUCCAGCUCAUCCUGCUGCAGCUAGAACAGUACUACCACCACCUACUGGUAUCAACCCUCUACCCAAUAUGACCCCGCAACCAAAUAUGUAUUCUCCAGCACAUAUGAGUUCUCCUGGUACACCAUUAACAACUAUUGGUAAUGUAACACCUCAACACCAUAAUAUGGCUGGUAUGACACCUCAACAUAAUAUGCACAUGCCAUCUCCUAUGCGUGCUAAUAUACCUUUGCAACAACAUCAGCCAAUUAAUAUCCAGCAAAAUAUAUACGAUCCCAUGAUGAAUCAACAAGUACAUCAUCCAUUAGGAAAUCAUCAACCAAUGGACAUAGAUAGUACAGUGCAAGAAAACCAGCAGUUUUUACUUGAUCCAGUAACAGGUCUUCCUGAUAUUGAUAUACCGAUUGAAAGUAUCGAGGCGAAACAGACUGUGGAUAACGCGACGCAACAUCUGCUAUCUACAACUCAAACUACGUCUUAUCCAAAUGUGGAUACAAAUGAUAUGGUUAAUACAUUGAACACUACGACAACACCAAUGAUACAACAUCAACAAAAUAAUAAUUCAGAAAAGGGAAUGAAAAUGCCUGGCCCUUUACCUGAGAAAUUAAAGGAGCCAGUUGUUAUGUUGGAUAGACUAUCUUUAGCAGACCAAGCUUUGAUGCAGAAGAGUUUAGCCGCAUUUGCGGAGAAGUCACCGAGUAGAGCAGCGAAAAUGGGCAUUUCUAAAGGCGAAGAUGUGAAGUCCGAAUCGGAGAGCGAAGAAGAAAUCGGCAAGAACAAUAAAUAUUUUAAAGCACGCGCGAAAGAACGCCAAGUCCAAAGAGAAAAGGAGAAGGCUGAGAGAAAGAAGAGCGAGGAUAAGACUCGUAGACGAAGAAGGGUACUGGACGAUGACGAUGACGAAGAUAAGAAAGAAGUCCUUACACCGACGAAACCAAAAAUCCGAAAAAUAGAGAAAAAACUUGUUCCUGUUCUGGCUAAACUCAGUGUAGAAGAGCUGAUGGAAACGAAUACGUAUCAACGUUUCAACACGACUAUAGAAACAAUAUUCGAGAAUACAGAAGACAUAGCAGCUAACGCCGAAUUGGAUGAUGAUGGUGAUGUGCCUCCAGAAUUAUUAAUUCCUAAAUACCAAUUACACGAUUUAUGCACAGAAGCAGCCAAAUUGAAGGCAUUAGGAGCGAUGGAGUCGAUUCCAGCGGAUAGAUUGGUUAGACUAUUAAAUAUUUUAGAGAAGAAUAUUCGGGAUGGGGCUAAGGUGUCUCCACUAGCAGAUCCGGACGAUGACGUUGACGAAAGUCGAUUAUGGAUGCAGUUAGCUAUGGAAAGAGUACAGCGCGCUGUAGAUGCAUCUUUGAUCGCGUUGCACAUUAUGACGUCUAGCAAUAUGCCAAAAAUGGUUUACUUAGAGGAUGUGAUUGACAGAAUAGUUCUUUUCAUGAAGUUUCAGUUGCAGAACACCAUUUAUCCUUCAUUUGAUCCAGUUUACAAGAUAGAUACAAAAAAUAAGACUGACAAUUAUAAUUCUAGUGGUCGUAAGAAAAGGGGUCAUAUGAAAGAGGUCCGUGAGAAAAGUAUUCUUCAGGUUUACAACAAAAUGCAUGAAUUGGUUGGUCUUCUGGCUGAACUAUUAAACAUCCAAGUUCUAACAGAUACCAGUGUCCUACAUGCCUCCACAUUAGGUGUAGCACCAUUUUUUGUUGAAUCAGUUAGCGAUCUUCAGCUGAGUGCUUUAAAAUUGGUUACGGUAAUAUUUACCAAAUAUGAGAAGCAUAGAAGAUUAUUGUUAGACGAUAUCUUGGCAUCUAUAGCUCGACUUCCUAGCAGCAAGAGAAGCCUCAGGACCUAUAGGUUAAAUUCUGAGGAUCACAUACAGAUGUUAACAGCCUUGGUCCUACAGUUGAUUCAGUGUGUUGUUGUCUUAUCCGAUAAUAUAAUCCCACAGCAAAAGAAGACACAGGAUGAUGAGGAGAAGAAGGAAGAGAAGAAGUCUAACUAUGUUGAUGCAGAUGUCUUAAUUAUAAAUAAAUAUGAGACCGCUACUAGAAUAGCAGGGAAUUUUUUAACAGUGUUCUUGAAUAAAUGCGGCAGCAAAGGGGAAGAAAUAGAUUAUAGACCACUGUUUGAGAAUUUUGUGCAAGAUCUGUUGGCUACAGUCAAUAAGCCAGAAUGGCCAGCCGCCGAGUUGCUUUUAAGUUUACUUGGAAAUUUAUUAGUGGGACAUUUCUCCAACAAAAGCUCUGACAUGGCGCUCAGAGUAGCGUCCAUCGACUACCUAGGCGUGGUAGCAGCCAGAUUAAGAAAAGAUGCGGUUAGUUCUCACUGCAAACUAUCUACCAUCGAUCAAAUUAUAAAGGACAUCAAAAUAGAGCAACAGAAAGACUCCGAUUAUGACCAGGUGAAGGAUAAGGAGAUAGUAGGUUUGAGCGAGGACGAGGAGCGGACGGUUUUUUUACAGAAAGUACUCCUAGACUACUUAGCCGUGAACGGAACCAAGGAUUCUGCUCUGGGUUAUGCUCGCCACUUCUAUUUGGCACAAUGGUACAGAGAUUGCGCGGUAGAAAAGUCCAAAGUUGGCCAAAUAAAAAACAGCCCUAGCAAGAAGAUGCACAAGAAGAGAGUGAAGAAGAAAAAUAAGCAUCACGCGAGUGAUCAAGAUUCUGAGUCGGAGCUGGAUGAACAAGAUGCGGAUGAAAACGACAAUAAUGAGCAAAAGAAUUCAGAAGCUUACAGAAUCAUAGAAGAGAAAAAGAAGUACAUUGUAAGUAGAAUAAGGCCGUGCAGCACGGGCACGAAGCCGGAUAUUCUUCAAACUUAUAUCGACUACAAUUCAGCAGAACUGAUAUCGCAGUAUCUCGCCUCAAAGAGGCCGUUCUCGCAGAGUUUCGAUCGGUACUUGAAGCAGAUCCUGCACGUGCUCACAGAGUCGUCUAUCGCGAUUAGGACAAAGGCGAUGAAGUGCCUGACGAUGAUUGUCGAGGCGGAUCCAAGCGUAUUGGCGCGAGUGGAUAUGCAAUUGGGCGUAAAACAUUCGUUUCUAGAUCAUGCGACGUCAGUCCGCGAGGCGGCUGUCGAUCUGGUAGGAAAAUUUGUACUAAGUAGGCCCGAAUUAAUAGAUAAAUACUACGACAUGCUGUCGGCUAGGAUCCUAGAUACUGGCGUUAGCGUUCGUAAACGUGUGAUUAAAAUUCUCAAGGACAUCUGUAUGGAAUGUCCUGACUUCCCCAAGAUACCAGAGAUCUGCGUGAAGAUGAUCAGACGGGUGAACGACGAGGAAGGUAUUAGGAAAUUGGUGAUGGAGGUGUUUCAGAAUAUGUGGUUUACACCAGUCAGGGAACGCCCCACUUUGGACUCCGAGUCGCUGUUGAGGAAGGUAAUGAACAUUACGGACGUUGUGGCAGCUAGCAAAGAUAUGGGUCUGGAGUGGUUUGAACAGCUGCUGGUUAGCUUGUUCAAGCCCAAGGAAGAUAAAGACGAUAGUACAAAGAUGCAAACCGAGCCCCCGAAGGCGUUGUUGACGGCGUGUAAACAGAUUGUCGAUUGCUUGAUCGAGAACGUUCUUCGACUGGAAGAGACAAACUUGGAAGAGUCCGAGAAGUCAGAGAAAAAGGGAUCUUCUCAGAGAUUGGUUGCUUGUCUAACAACUUUAUAUUUGUUCGCGAAAAUACGGCCGCAAUUGCUAGUCAAUCAUGCGAUUACGUUACAGCCUUAUCUGAGCUUGAAAUGCCAAACUCAGGGUGAUUAUCAGAUCAUCAGCAGCGUGGCACAUACACUGGAGCUAGUUGUGCCGCUGAUGGAGCAUCCUAGCGAGACUUUUUUAGCACAACUGGAAGAGGAUUCGGUAAAGUUGAUUUUGCAACAUGACAGGUCAGUCGUAGCCAGCUGUUUAUCUUGUUUAGGCUCCAUAGUAAACAACGUAACCAGAAAUUUUAAGUUAAUACGAGACUGCUUUAAGAAAUAUUAUGGACAUCUGACUGAGUACAAAUCCUUUUACGAGAAAGAUCCCACGAAUCCUAUGCUUUUAAAGUACCGACCAUUUGUCAGGAGAGCGUUGUUCACCGUUGGCCUGUUGCUACGACAUUUCAACUUCACCGAUCCGGAAGUUAUCGAGGGACUAGCGGAAAACAUAAAGGAUCAGGUAUUCGAAACGUUAAAUUACUUCGUACAUCUGGAUAACGAUGACAUUCGACAUUUCACUCUGUCUGCUAUUGGUUCAUUAUGCAUCCGUCACUACGAAUUCAUGCUACUUCCCGAGUUAAAGGAACUGUACCAUCAUCUACUCACGUCAGAGAAUGCUUUGGUUCACAUGAGGAUUCAGGUGCUGAACAAUAUCGAGGUAUAUCUGCAAGAAGAAGACAAGAGGAUGAUCAAGCAAGAUAUGGAAUGGGCAAAGAUGUCCAAACAGGAGAACUUGAAGGAGAUGGGGGAUGUUUCGUCAGGAAUGGCCAGCACUGUGAUCCAGUCAUACGUGAAACAGAUUCUGGAAUCUUUUUUGCACAUGAACAUUAGCGUUCGACACGCAGCACUGAAGGUAAUCCAGCUAAUCUUGGCUCAGGGUUUGGUUCAUCCAGUCCAAAUAGUUCCCUAUCUAAUCUGUAUGAGCACAGACUGUGAAAAGGCGGUUAGCCAUAGUGCGGACAAGCAACUUCAGGAUAUUGAGAAGAAGUAUUCAGGCUUCAUUCACAUGAAGUCCCAGUUAGGUAUCCAACUGAGCUAUAGGCUACAGAAAAUACUGCAGAAUGAAAUGACGGUGAGGGGAAUGCGGGUAAAAGAAGGCGAAUUUCCUGGCGCGUUGAACGGUUUCCUAUACACCAUCCUCAGGAACACGAAACAGCAGAGGAGAGCUAUUGUGCUUUCCUUCUUGAAGCAAUUCGACGAGUCUGCGAAGACCAGCUUAUCGCAAAUGCUUUACCUGGCAGACAAUCUCGCUUAUUUUACAUAUCAAGUGCAAGACGAACCGCUGUUCAUCAUCCAUCACAUUGAUAUCAUUAUCUCUAUGUCCGGCACAAACCUAUUACAGUCGUUCAAGGAGGCAUUGUUACCGAAAGAGGGUUGUAAUCAGUCGCAACAGCAGCAUCACCAUCAGCAACAGCAACAGACUCACUCAUCUCUAGGACCGGACGGACAACCGCGACCGGAACAGUUAUUGUCAGUUCUGGAAGAUGAAGAGGACGACGAAGAGGACGAGGAUACGCUGCUGGUGAGGCUACCAGGAGAUACGACGUUAUUGAGGGAGUACAUUACUGCCAGUCAAGGCUUUCUCUUGCUGCUCACUUUAAGGCAGCACCUGAAAGACCUGUAUGGCUUCUCUGAUCAGAAGAUCGGCCAGUACUCGCCGACUGAGGCAGCGAAGGUGUACGAGAAGGCGGUGAAUCGCAAGAGCAACGUGCUGUUCAAACCAAAGGCUACCUUGCAGAGAUUGAAGGAGGGCGUGAGCAGUGCCGAGCUCGACGCUGAUGGCAGAAAGAAAUUGGUGAAGGAGUAUUUGGACUUCAAGCAGUUGAUGCUAAAGUUUGACCUAGAAGAGCCAGAGGAGGACGGAAACGAGGGUGAUACGAGCGGAGGUGGGAAACAAUUGUUGGAGGCUUCUAACAGAAUGACAAAUUCUGAAACGGACGGAAAAAUGGCAGACGGCGGUGUGGCGGGCAAUCCUCAGGUGGUGAGUCAAUACCAAGCCAGCCUAAACUCGUCGAUCGAGCAUCCGAACAAUUCGGUGAAUUCAAUGGCCACGAGUGGCCCUAUUCCAGUUUCAAUGGCGGUCCACAUGCCAGCGCCGGUCACCUUAAACAUUACGCCAGCGUCACAAGUGGCAGCGCCACGUGUGCCCAAGUUGACGAUACACGCGCACCAUCCAGAAGGAGUGAAGGAACACCGCAAGCAUCGGGCGCACAAAACGGAGAAGGUGAAAAAACACAAAAAGAAGAAGAGGAGAAGAAUCUCCGAUAGCAGCGAGAGUGGCGAGGACUACAGUGACCCUGACUUUUUAGUGUGAGUGCGGUGGUGUCUCCGCGCCCGUUGUGUACAUAUUACAUACUACGUACGAGACUAUAAUACGAUAACUGACGCGUGUUUCGCGUGGUUGAUGUGCGUGCUGGUGUGCGUGCGGCGUUUUCUUGGUGCGUUUCGUAUCGCCCGUGAGUCUAGGCGUUCCGUUUUCUCUUCUGUUUUUCUU